Messenger RNA from Aureobasidium vineae, 1013 nucleotides. NCBI's taxonomy places the organism in Eukaryota, Fungi, Ascomycota, Dothideomycetes, Dothideales, Saccotheciaceae. The record is from the annotation of a GenBank genome assembly.
GAGUCUCGGUGCAAGCAGUGACCAAAAUGGCCUCGGCAGACAAAAAUAUCAGGGCAUGGACAUUCACACACGAAGGCUAUCCCAAAGCUCUACACAGAUCGACCUUGCCAUCACCCCCGAGACCAGCGGCAACGGAACUUCAUGUCCGAGUCAAAGCAGCAGCGCUCAAUCCUGUGAAUAUUCAGUUGAUGAACCUUCCCGUAUGGAGAUAUCUUCCCGCUUUCUUUGUUGGUCCUGACAAAGGUGUCUGUGAGGACUUUUCGGGUGUUGUCGAAGCCGCUGGCAAGGACAGUGGGUUUGACGUGGGCGAUGAAAUGAGUGGAACACUUCAAGAUGUUAUUGCGAUAGACACAAAGUCCAGCGUUGUAGUGAGAAGGCCUCGAGAUAUGAAUUGGGAACAGGCUGCUGCAUUGCCAUUAGUCUGGUUAACAGCACGCACAACAACCGCCAAUGUCGAAUCUCAUAUUCAGAAAAGUGGUCGACUGGCUGUAUUGGGAGGAAGUUCCGCUGUGGGCAUGUACGUGCUCCAACUUGCCAAUCAGCGAGGUUGGAAAGUGCUCACUACAUGCUCCUCCCGCAAUACGGAAUUCGUGAGGUCGAUGGGUGCAACAUCUGUUGUCGACUAUAACACGAGUGACGUGGCACAAGCUAUUCGAGAAUAUGGCCCAGCAGCUAUCAUCGACUGCGUUGGCGGCACAUCGUGCAUAGAUCUAGCAAAGAGAUACGUCACCAUCGUGGGCGACAAGACUGGGCGUGACAGUAUGGGUGGAGCAGCGGUAUACCUCUGGAAUCCCCAGAUGGUAAUCAGAACGCUGCUUGGAAGGAUGGGCUUGGGGAAGAGCUACGAUUGUGUCAACCUGGAGUUCCGCAAAGAGUGGCUAGAAGAGACAGAGAGCCUCGACCGUAGCAAAAUCGUUCUUGACAGCACAUGGGAGUUUGAUCAGGCAGGAGAGGCUUUCGCAAAGUUGAAUACUGGACGAGCGAGAGGUAAGGUGGUAGUCAAGGUGUGUGUA